AUGUCAGACUGCAGUUCAGAUGACUUUUCCAUAUUCGAUUUCUCAGCCUUCACCGAGGAUGACUUUGCUCGGCUUGAUGCAAUUCAAAACAACAUCAGUUCUCCGAGGGAAAUGGAAAAGGAAGAUUCCUUCCAAAUCGACACGUCAGCCAUCCUAAACUUGGAAAGUCUGACUGAAGAAGACUUUGCCAAACUAGACACUAUGAUAGCUCAGGGAGAUCCCAGCAUCGCAAUCGAGUUGGAAGAGCCUCCUCUUGAGAAAGAGAAAGAGGAGAAGACGCCCAUUCAACAGUUCAGACACAACGGAAUAUUGUCUGUAUCCGACUUGGUCUCUCCUUUUUGGUGCGAGGUUCAAUUCGACUAUGGACUACGACAGAGACGAUCACGGCCAAUUGAAAAACGACCAAGAUCCUUCGUUUCUUCCAAAGGGAAAAAAAUAUCUGUUGCAAAGUCUGUCGCCGCUAAAAAUGAUGUGAGGACGAAGCAGGGCAAGGCCGUGCAUAAGGAGUUGGAACGUGAAAUUCGUCAGGAGGAGUUGAAGGUAGAGAUUCGCAGUGAAGAAGAGCGUUGGGCUAUUCGCAUGGUUAACAUCAUUGCGAGCCUGAAAACUAUCAUCGAAGAGGGUUUUACGCGCGAGAUGCCAGUUUUUGGUGUUAUUCAUGACAAAGUUAUUGUUGGCAUAGUGGAUGAAGUUUACAAGCCUCCACUGACUACAAAAGCUACUCCGGGAAAUCAUGUGUCAGCUAUCUACAAGAAUGAAUCAGCCUCCAUCACUCCGCCACCAUUGACUCAUUCUCACUUACCAUCUUCCAAUGCUCAAUUGCACACACUGCGUAUCAUAGACACCAAAACCAGGCUCAAUGAAUCUCUUCCCAGAGAUGAAGACACACUUUCGUCACGCUUGCAAGUGAUGUUAUACCACCGGCUUCUAUCUGAUCUUGUGACAUUAAACCCACCUUACGAUUUCCCUGCAUUAUGGAAGAAGUUGGGGUUGAGGUCUGCCCAAAACUUCUCCACAGCUUUUCUAGUGGAAGCAAAACUCAUUUCACAUUCAGACGAUUUUCAAGUCGUAUGUCUCGAUGACUUGGCGACAUCCUGGCAUAACUUGGUUGCAUGUUCAAAUAUCUCUUCCGUGGAUCCUACAUCAGAACUCGUUUAUCGACUUCAACCUGAGUCUGGAAAAGGAAAGGGCAAGAUGAGAACGCCUGCCGUAUCACAAUCUGACGGUUACGAUAACAAUGUCGCAAAGGUGGAGAACACCUCAGGGAACGUAGGUACAAGUGCACUGGCAGAUGAUCCGGGUGACCUCGCGCUCCAAUGGGCGAUCCAACGAUCUUUCGAUCGCAGCGACACUUCGGAUAGCCGGAUUGGAGAAAAAUCGAAUGUUCAGCUCCACGAAUUAAAGAACGAAAUCGACCAGUUCAAGAUUAUCGGAAGGAAGAAAGUUUCUUACGAUGGCUCUUUUUUGGACAACCAUAUCACUGAUAUCUUCCGAUGGUGGUCUGGUCUUCGAAAACCUCGAGGAGUGCCAAUCGAGCUGGUUCGGCGAUGCUAUACGUGUGAAUACUGUUCGGACUGCGAAUGGCGGGAAGAGAAAGCAAAGGAAAGCGGAGCUGGAGUUCAAUCAAGUGGCGAGGCUUCUCCAUGA
Messenger RNA from Laccaria bicolor S238N-H82, 1647 nucleotides. RefSeq lists its product as uncharacterized. The coding region runs from base 1 to 1647 and encodes 548 amino acids. Gene Ontology annotation, biological process: interstrand cross-link repair. The record is from RefSeq and is a predicted model, not a curated record. Lineage: Eukaryota; Fungi; Basidiomycota; Agaricomycetes; Agaricales; Hydnangiaceae. Gene Ontology annotation, molecular function: single-stranded DNA 5'-3' DNA exonuclease activity. The transcript has 8 exons. Gene Ontology annotation, cellular component: mitochondrion; nucleus.